AUGCCGCAACACAUUGCGUUCAUCCUGGAUGGGAAUCGCAGAUACGCCAAGAAACAUAACCUCAAGAUGGGCGCCGGUCAUACCGUCGGUUUCAACUCUCUUGUCGCUGUUCUUCGAUACUGCUAUGAGUUGGGCGUGAAGCAGGUAACCGUGUAUGCUUUCAGCAUCGACAACUUCAGGCGGAAACCGGAGGAGGUUAAGGGCCUUAUGGCGUUGAUGAAGGAGAAGAUCGAUGAGUUGUUGGAUGAAGACACCAUCGUACACAAGUUCGGAUUGAGGAUCAACUUCUGGGGAUGCCUGCACAUGUUGAGCGAGCCGGCGAGGGCGGCGGCCGAGAGGGCGAUGGCGGCCACCGCCAAUAACACUGGACCGGUUCUCUCUGUCUGCGUUGCCUACACUUCCACUGACGAGAUCUUGCGUGCCAUAAAAAAAUCGUGCUCGAAAAAGACAGCAGAGGGGUGUCUCAGAUUCACUGGCGAUCCAGUUCGCGACGGUGCAUGCAGUGCCAUCGCUGUGGCUGAUCUGGAAGAGAACCUUGACAGCGCCGAUUGCCCGGACCCUGACAUCCUCAUCAGGACAUCAGGGGAGACUCGGCUCAGUAAUUUUCUGCUGUGGCAGAGUACGUUGACCCACUUGCAGAACCCGCUUCCUCUAUGGCCUGAGUUCUCGCUGAGAAACCUGAUCUGGGCCAUCCUGGAGUACCAGAGGGUCUACCCUUACUUGGAAGCAAGGAGACGUAGUCUGGCCAAGAAGCAUAACUAA
Musa acuminata AAA Group (dessert banana) is the source of this 762-nucleotide messenger RNA. RefSeq names its product dehydrodolichyl diphosphate synthase 6-like. The transcript has a single exon. Gene Ontology annotation, cellular component: endoplasmic reticulum. The coding region runs from base 1 to 762 and encodes 253 amino acids. Lineage: Eukaryota; Viridiplantae; Streptophyta; Magnoliopsida; Zingiberales; Musaceae. The record is from RefSeq and is a predicted model, not a curated record. Gene Ontology annotation, biological process: polyprenol biosynthetic process.